Penicillium malachiteum is the source of this 1377-nucleotide messenger RNA. RefSeq names its product glycoside hydrolase family 76 protein. The transcript has 3 exons. Bases 1 to 1377 code for a protein of 458 amino acids. Gene Ontology annotation, molecular function: mannan endo-1,6-alpha-mannosidase activity. The record is from RefSeq and is a predicted model, not a curated record. Gene Ontology annotation, biological process: carbohydrate catabolic process; fungal-type cell wall biogenesis. Lineage: Eukaryota; Fungi; Ascomycota; Eurotiomycetes; Eurotiales; Aspergillaceae.
AUGAUAUUCUCUUCAUGGGUUGUCACUUUGCUGAGUUGCACUCUGGCAGCCCAGGGUACUCUCGCGAUCACCGUCAAUAUCGAUGAUCUAAGUUCCCUAAAAUCAGCCGCCAAGACCGUCGCUUCGGAUAUGAUUACUUACUACAAUGACCGAGCCUCCAACAAUAUUCCAGGAAAGCUGGAUGACACAUGGUGGGAGGGUGGAUCGAUGUUCAUGAUUCUCAUCCAAUAUUGGUUCUUGACUGGCGAUACUCAGUUCAAUAAUGUGGUCCAAGAUGGCAUGUACUGGCAGAAAGGCGACGACAACUUCUUCCCAUCCAAUUACAGCCAAUAUCUCGGUAACGAUGACCAGGUCUUUUGGGGUUUGGCCGCUAUAACAGCCGCAGAACUCAACUACCCGGAGCGUACCGGUCAACCUUCUUGGCUUUCCUUGGCUCAAGGUGUCUUCAACACACAAGUUCCCCGUUGGGAUACAAGUAGCUGUCAUGGGGGUAUGCGCUGGCAGAUCUGGCCCUAUCAGGCAGGCUACCAGACCAAAAAUGCGAUUUCCAAUGGAGGACUCUUCCAGCUCUCGGCACGCCUUGCUCUUUAUACUAACAACGACACGUAUGCGACCUGGGCAGAGCGGAUUUGGGAUUGGAGUGCAACCACUCCACUUCUCCGAAAGACCUGGGUGAUUGCUGACAGUACCAGUCCAGAAAGCCAAUGCACAGACCAUGGCGAUUUUCAAUGGACGUACAACUAUGCAACUUACAUCAGUGGUGCUGCCUACAUGUACAACUACACCAAAGGGGACCAAAAAUGGAUGGAAGGAAUCACCGGCUUGAUCAAAACCUCGGAUCAGUUCUAUCCAACAGGCAAGACCUUCGAUGACGCGGAUGGUAAAAUUCUCAGUGAUAUUACCUGUGAGCCGAUUGGGAAAUGCGAUCGAAAUCAGAUCACGUUCAAGGCAUACUUUUCCUCGUGGCUUGCAUUCAUGACAACAAUUGUGCCUGACACAUAUGAUCUCGUCAUGCCGAAGCUGAAGACUUCAGCACAAGCCGCAGUCCAGACCUGCACUGGACUGAGUAGUGGCACCCGUUGCGGUAUCAAAUGGUACGCGCAGAGUUGGGACGGGACUGAUGGAUUGGAGCAGCAAAUGGCGGUACUGGGGGUACUUAAUGCGAAUAUGGUUCAAUCCAAGGACCAGGCGCCAUUUACUUCUGAUACCGGUGGUACUUCUAAAGGCAAUCCGAGCGCUGGCACAAACAGCUCUGACGAUGAUGUACCGCAGCUCAACACGGUCAACACUGGCGAUCGAGCUGGUGCUGGCAUUCUUACAGCUGUCUUCGUCACUGGGUGGGUUCUAGCUGUCACCUGGAUGAUCCGAGGAGGUUGA